AUUGCCAUGGAGUUUUGCAACGGCAGCCUGCUGGCUAGGUGUGCCCCCCUGAUGGAGCCGGAUGAGGAGGAAGGGGUGGUGAUUUCACCACCACCGUCACCUCCAGGGGUUGGGGCUACUAGUCCCUUCAUGCCUGUCACCCUGCGUGUGACGCUGGCCACCAUCAUGAUCUUCAUGAUCACCAUUGGUUUCCUGGGAAACGCUAUCGUUUGUCUGAUCGUCUACCAGAAGCCCGCCAUGCGUUCCGCCAUCAACCUGCUCCUCGCCACACUGGCGUUCUCUGACAUCAUGCUCUCGCUGCUCUGCAUGCCCUUCACUGCCGUUACCAUGGUUACGGCCGACUGGCACUUCGGGGGAGGGUUCUGCCGUGCUUCCGUUAUGCUUUACUGGCUCUUCGUCCUGGAAGGCGUGUACAUCCUCCUCAUCAUCAGUGUAGACCGCUUCCUAAUCAUCGUUCAGAGGCAGGAUAAGCUGACACCGCACCGCGCCAAGCUGCUCAUUGUCGCUUCCUGGGCGCUGUCCCUCUGCGUGGCGCUACCGUCUGUGAUCGGCUGGCGGGCAGGCACGGCGGGUGUGACAGGCAUUGGGGAGGCCUGGGCGCCACAGUGCGUGCUGGGCUACAGUGAGUCGCUGUCCGACCGCAGCUACACGGUGCUGCUGGUGGUGGCUGUGUUCUUUGUGCCGUUCGGCAUCAUGCUCUACUCCUACCUGUGCAUCCUCAACACGGUGCGCCGCAACGCCCUGCGCAUCCACAACCACACCUACGACCAGGCCAGCCUUCCGGCCCUCAACCAGGUCAGCAAGCUGGGUCUUACCGGCCUGCAACGCCCCCCCCUGGUCAAUGUGGACAUGAGCUUCAAGACCCGUGCCUUCACCACCAUCCUCAUCCUCUAUAUCGGCUUCUCUGUGUGCUGGCUACCCCAUACCGUUGUCAGUCUGCUGGCCGUGUUCAGCCAAAGGUUCUACUUCAGCCCGGCUUUUUACCCUGUCAGUGUGGGGGCACUUUGGCUCAGCUACCUGAAGACGGUGUUUAACCCCGUCAUCUACUGCUGGAGGAUCAGGAAGUUCCGGGAGGCUUGUUUGGAAUUUAUGCCCAAGAGCUGCAGGCUGUGUCCCAGGUUGCCGGGCCGGAGCCGCAGGAGGGUGAGGCCCAGUAACAUCUACGUGUGCAGCGAGAUCCAGUCGGCUGUGUGA
Oncorhynchus nerka (sockeye salmon) is the source of this 1194-nucleotide messenger RNA. RefSeq names its product high-affinity lysophosphatidic acid receptor-like. Gene Ontology annotation, molecular function: G protein-coupled receptor activity. Gene Ontology annotation, biological process: G protein-coupled receptor signaling pathway. Gene Ontology annotation, cellular component: membrane. The record is from RefSeq and is a predicted model, not a curated record. The transcript has a single exon. The coding region runs from base 7 to 1194 and encodes 395 amino acids. NCBI's taxonomy places the organism in Eukaryota, Metazoa, Chordata, Actinopteri, Salmoniformes, Salmonidae.